Messenger RNA from Dalotia coriaria, 1692 nucleotides. RefSeq names its product RAS oncogene family member Rab5 (gene Rab5). The record is from RefSeq and is a predicted model, not a curated record. Gene Ontology annotation, cellular component: Golgi apparatus; endosome. The transcript is spliced from 4 exons. Lineage: Eukaryota; Metazoa; Arthropoda; Insecta; Coleoptera; Staphylinidae. Bases 188 to 835 code for a protein of 215 amino acids. Gene Ontology annotation, molecular function: GTPase activity; GTP binding.
UGAUCUGUCACUUUGGCCCUGAAUUUUAAUCGUUUUACAUUCGUGCGAUUGGUGCUGAACUCGCGAAAUCACAACAGUUUCGCGACGAAUUGUAGCUUUUCUAUGUGCAUUCAAUCGAAGACAGUGUCGAUUACGCAGUGAGCACGAGAUUGGAUUGCCUGGCGACGCGACGCAACAAAGUAAGACUAUGACAACCAGAACAGCGACCGCGCAGCGCCCCAAUGGCCAGACUCAGGGCAAAAUCUGUCAAUUCAAACUCGUGUUGCUCGGCGAGUCGGCAGUCGGCAAGUCCAGUUUGGUGCUGCGUUUCGUCAAGGGACAGUUUCAUGAAUUCCAGGAGAGCACCAUCGGCGCAGCGUUUUUAACCCAAACUGUGUGCUUGGAUGAUACCACAGUCAAGUUUGAAAUUUGGGAUACAGCUGGGCAGGAAAGAUAUCACAGUUUAGCACCUAUGUACUAUCGAGGUGCACAAGCCGCUAUUGUGGUAUACGAUAUAACGAAUCAAGAUUCGUUCGGACGCGCGAAGACGUGGGUGAAGGAAUUACAGCGACACGCUAGUCCAAACAUCGUGAUCGCGCUCGCUGGCAACAAGCAGGACUUGGCCACAAAGCGUAUGGUGGAGUUCGAAGAGGCGCAGAACUAUGCCGACGAGAACACGUUACUCUUCAUGGAAACAUCGGCGAAAACUGCGAUGAAUGUCAACGAUAUUUUCCUGGCUAUUGCGAAUAAGCUGCCACGAAACGAACAACAGACUGGCCCGAGCGGCAGCGGCCAGGGCAGGAGACUGACCGAAGGGGACGCCGGAACGAAAGCGCCGGGCAACUGCUGCAAGUGAUCUAAUAAAAUCAACUUCUUUAUAAACCACACAAACACAUACACACACACAUACUCGUAUGUUAUUGGGGUGCUGGAAGAAAAAAAAGCAAAACAUUUAUCAGAAAAUUUGUUAAUGACACAAAGUACGAGAUUAUUAUGCAUAAACAGUUAAGUAUACAUACAAUGUACAUGUAGGAUGUUCCAAGGUGUCUUGCAACAUUCAGAAGAAGAAAAAAAAAUGAGAUAAAAACACACAUAGCAAAUAACUUUAAUUAUUGCGACUUGCAAAACUGAUCGUGUUUUAUAAAAUUAAAACAUUUCAUAUUAAGACAGGCGUUAGACCCAACACCCUGUAUAUUUUAAUUAAUUUAUAAACUUUAAAAUGAAAGGCAUCUCACGACCCGGUACUUCAAUCAACUACGAAAAUGCAUAUAUGAAUUAUUUUUUUGCUCGAUUGGGUUCCAUAUCUUUUCGUUAAUCUAUGAUGAGUUGAGAUGAUGAUAAAUUUGAUUAUAGAAAUGCAUUUUUACUAUAUUAUUAAAAUUAUUCUUAUAAAUAUACGUAUUAUGUAAUGUAGAUAUUAUAGUUAAUAUAGAUGAAUUAACACACCGCCUCACGAUGAUACAAUGAUUACUUCUAAGCCGGAAUUGACAGAUAAUGAGAGCGUUUUUAGUUGUUAUAUUUUUUCUCUUUGGUUUUUGGUCAUCGAUUGGUUUUAUCAGCGUGCCCACACCGUUACGACAUUCGAUUCGAAAAGUUACGAUAUACUAUAAAGAAAUUUAUUAAUUAUUAUUAUUAUUAUUGUGUAAAUGUUAUGUAAUUAUUAUUUAAACAUAUGUAUCAGCAAAUUAUUAAUAUAUAUUAUGAUUAUUGCGA